Molecule: messenger RNA, 945 nt
Organism: Cylindrotheca closterium
Lineage: Eukaryota; Bacillariophyta; Bacillariophyceae; Bacillariales; Bacillariaceae
Source: the annotation of a GenBank genome assembly
AUGAGAAGACAAAGCUUAAUACCCUUUUCUAUCGCCCUUGCUUCAUUAUGGAUAUGUGAUGCAUCACUUCGUGAUUCUUCGUCAAUUCCUCGGAGUAGCCAUCGCACAACAGAACAUCGUUCUUAUCCACCUUGGAACGCAUCGCCAAAUAUAGACGAUGAUGGCUUUUUGCGUCAACAGUACGAUCGUCUCCCUGGGGAUUGGGAAAAUGACUUUAAGAUUAGAAAGAAGCAACAAAGAGAAGUGAGAACGCCGUCAAAAAUUCGUCAAGUGCCUGGAGAUGGAAAUUGUUUAUUUCACUCCAUCAGUACAUGUUAUGCGCAUGCUAUGAAUGGGACACAAAUUGAUUUACGAGACUCCCAUAACUUACGGUGGCUGUACGAAAAUUCAGCGAGUCUACGAGAAAAAGCGGUGGACUGUCUAGAACAAAAGCGGAAACUCCUUUUCCUCCAGGGACAUGAGUAUUUGAAGGCAAAGGAUUUGGUGGAAGCCGCGGCGUCGCAGUACGGGAUCAGUGGGUCAGAGUACUGUCAGUUAAUGAGACAGGAUUCUUACUGGGGUGGGGGUCCUGAAAUUGUAGCCUUGUGCAACGUGCUACAGAGACCGAUUCACGUAUACGAGCUUUUCGUUAAGAACAAGCGCUUUAUGCUAAGAAGAAUGGCAUGCUUUGGCUCUCCCAAAUUUGACCGGAACCAAGCAUUGCACAUUCUUUCAGCGGAUUCUAGAUUUCCAGAUUUGGCUCCAGGAAAACAGCUGACGUCAGGGAAUCACUUCCUUGCCAUGUUUCCUGUAGAGAAGCAAAAGAAGCAACGCAUAAGAGGUGGAGAUGUGGAUGUGGCAGAGGAGGUUGAAGAAGCUAUAGGGUCGGAGAGCAAAGCAUCAUUGUUCCGGCCAUCGACUUGGGUAUCGAAAUUGUGCAAAAUACUAGAAGACACAGAGGAUUGA